This is a messenger RNA of Cyphomyrmex costatus, 1455 nucleotides long. RefSeq lists its product as uncharacterized. The record is from RefSeq and is a predicted model, not a curated record. Bases 303 to 734 code for a protein of 143 amino acids. The transcript is spliced from 2 exons. Lineage: Eukaryota; Metazoa; Arthropoda; Insecta; Hymenoptera; Formicidae.
CAGUGAGAAUCGAGGGUCUUGGACGGAGCUGCUCAACGUCGUGCGAGCCCAUGAGAAGCGACCGUUCAAGAAGAAAACUUGACAGAAAAGUCGAACAGAUCAGCAGAAUUUACACCGCCAAAGACUCACCUGUUCCUCCGGAAUACAUUGACUCGGAAGAACUGGAAGUAAUCGACGAUCUUGGUAUUAUAUUCGCUGGAAACGGAGAAGCGAGUGGAUACGUACUUUGAACUGGAAGACUAAAGUCCCAGGGAUCCGCUUGCUCGACUACGCGUACGGUGAUAACACAACAAGUACCCGAAAUGCUGGCAGCCUCGAUUUAUCACGAAAUCUACUACACGCUGUUGCCCAGGACGACGAUGACCUCACGAGUACCGCGCUGCCUCUUUGGCCGGCCAAAUUCGCGAGAGACGAUAGAGAUGCUCCAGGAGGCACUGGACGCGGAGAGGAGCAAGUUCGCCAAGAGAUGGGGAGUAGAUCCUCGCUCCGAGGAUAAGGAAAAUAAUUACCAGAAACGGAACAACGAGAAGAGCGACCGGUCGCCCGGUAAAAAGCGGAGUAAUCCGUAUUCAAGGCAGACCAGCAUUCACGAUUAUUGGCGAGCUAGAAAAGUAUGCGACGUGAACAAAAAGCCGCUGACGGCCACGAUAGACGUGUCGAAGCAAAAUGUGGAAUCGUCGAAAACAACGAAGGCCCCCACGACGACAACGACAACUAUAACGAAGUCCACAUAGAAGACGUUGAAUUAAUCGUAUAUUCUAUCACAUAGACCCCGUGCACACAUGCAAUUGUCUCUUAUUUUGCUGCGGUAGCGAAAAAAACCGCCAUGUUAACUUAAAUAUAUUGGACGGUAAAACAAUUAACUAGAAAACAGCUAGCUUUAAAUAAGUUAAACAAAAUUAAUAUAUUUUACAUUUAGCGGGGGGGGGGGGGGGGAUUAUUAAAAUAUUAUUUAAAUAGUAUUUUUAAAAUUAUGAAAAACGUACUGUGUAAAGUGAUAAUCGCCAACUAUUGAAAAGUGAGCACAAAUUCUUAGUCGCGGGGUUUCGACGAUUGUUUGCGUAAACCGGACUUUGUCUGCGUUACUGAAAUUUGUAUAUUUGUUCCUUGGUCUUUCGAGCGCUAUAUAUUAUCAUCAAUCAAUAAUUGUAAUAAUCUUCCUUAGGAUUAAUCGCGACGGACGUAUUAAUUAAUUUUUGUAAAUAAUUUGUCAAAAGAGAGAGAGAUAUUUAUGGAGGUUUGGAUGGAUUUAUCGUCGUGAGAAUCGCGAUUGUCAACUAAAAUAUUUAUGAUCGACAUAUCAUUUUAGAGCAACAUAUUGAUAUGGUUUUUAAUAGUAUAUUAAAAAUUUCUCAUGGCGGUGACUAUCUAUCGAAAGCCUGAAACGGUUGGUUCCAUGACAAAACCAACGAUGCAGCGCCUCCAAAGACUAACUAAUUCAAAACGUCUAUUCGC